CUCACAGUCCACCGGAGUCUGGACGUGGUGGUCUCCUCUACCCUGCUCCACGGAUUGUUCCACUUAUUAUCAUUCUUACUAUGAUGUCUUUACCUUCUGCGAGGAUUUAAAAGUUGCUUUGGACCUCAGAAGAGCGAUGAUGGACCAUUAAAGUUUACGCACCUUGUCGAAGGCGGAACCAGCUUUGAAAAAGAGCCGUUUUAAGAAAAAACGUGUCAUUAUUCACCCGCGAGCAUCGGUGGGCAAGCUGAAGUGUGGACGUGGGGCUGUAGUGGGACGCGGAGAAUGAUUCGGCGUGGUGCAAACCUGCCUCUGGUUUUUGGAUGUUCCAGUGCUCCUUGUGACCCAACAGGAUGCGUCAUGUUGCGUUUGAUAAGUUCCGUCUAAUUGCUGGAGCGCCGCUUUAGAAACAAGCCAAGAUGAUUUUAACAACUUUUGCCAUCCUCCUGUCAUUGCACGACUUGGUGUACACCUUGAAGGGCAGUGGUGGUGUGCCCCCCAGAGGAGGAGGAAGAGGAGGAGGAGGAGCGCGUCUGGACUGCGUCAAGGCCAGCGAGCAGUGCCUGAAGGAGGCCGCCUGCAGCACCAAGUACCGGACCAUGAGGCAGUGCGUGGCGGGCAGAGAGAGCACCCUGAGCGCGGUCACCGCUCCGGAGGCGCAGGGCGAGUGCCGGAGCGCCAUGGAGGCCAUGAAGCAGAACCCCCUAAACCACUGCAGGUGCAGGAGGGGCAUGAAGAAGGAAAAGAACUGCCUGCGCAUCUUCUGGAGCAUUUACCAGAGUUUGCAAGGUAACGACCUCCUGGAAUAUUCCCCAUACGAGCCAGUCAACAGCCGCCUCUCGGAUAUCUUUCACUUGGCCCCCAUCAUUGCUGCGGAGCCAGCUUCCACCAAGGAGAACAACUGUCUGAAUGCAGCCAAGGCCUGCAACCUCAAUGACACUUGCAAGAAGUACCGCUCGGCCUACAUCAACCCGUGCACCAGCCGGGUGUCGGCGUCUGAGGUGUGCAAUAAGCGCAAAUGUCACAAGGCCUUGAGACAGUUCUUUGACAAGGUUCCGACUAAAUACAGCUAUGGCAUGCUGUUUUGCUCGUGCCCGGCGGGGGAUCAGACGGCGUGCGCCGAACGCCGCCGUCAGACCAUCGUGCCCGUCUGCUCCUACGAGGACAAAGACAAGCCCAACUGUUUGUCUCUGCAGAACACCUGCAAAACCAACUAUAUCUGCAGGUCCCGACUGGCAGAUUUUAUUAGCAAUUGUCAGCCAGAAGCUCACUCUAUAUCAGGAUGUCUGAGGGAGAACUACGCCGACUGCCUGCUCUCCUACUCUGGACUCAUCGGUACGGUGAUGACGCCCAAUUAUAUACGCUCCCUGGGCAUUAGCCUGUCGCCGUGGUGUGACUGCAGCAGCAGCGGGAACAGCAAGCCCGAGUGCGAGAAAUUUGCAGAAUUUUUCACAAACAACAGAUGCCUACGGAACGCCAUCCAGGCUUUUGGCAACGGCACCGACGUUGGCGUGUGGCAGCCCCAGCCCCCGAUCACGCCCACCACGGGAGAGUCAGGCGUCACCCGCAGGUGGAAAGAUGGAUCCGGCCGCACGGUGGACGUGCUAACCGACAUGAGCAAACUGGAUCUGGAGGGCGGCGCCUCGUAUCACAUUUGUGGCACCUUACAGGCCCAGAAACUGGUGUCAAACCGUACAGAGGAUUCUGCUCUGUGUGCGAUGGGCGACUCAAACGCUGUCGCAAGAAGCUCCGCAGGCCAACUCACCCGUCCGCAAGCCUCAAGUCUUCUCCUGAUGCUUGCUUUCACUUUGACACCAAAAACACUCCCGCUCUUGUAGGACUUGAAGGAUGGAGGACAUCUUAUCGGGACAUUUUGCUGGCUGAACAAAGCACGGAAGAAGAUUUGCAGCGGGAACACUCAAGUGACAAGACUUUCUCUUUGUGACCUGAUGGAACAUUUGCCCAAAAUGGACGAUGUGAAGGACAUGUGGAGAACACAUGAAGAACUCUCUCUCUCUCUCUCUCUCUGCAUUUAGUGUGCUGUGAUUUGUCCUGUCAAUCAAAACAACUGCAUUCGCUCAAGAUAGUUAGGAUUUGGUCCUUGACAAUAUAAAAGGAAAAAUCUUAUUCCUCAAACGUACGAUCAGUAUUAGGUCAGCUUUGUAACUGUGGUUUGAAAAAGUUUGUAAAUAGGAAACAAAGUAACGUAACGUCCGCUAUGACGAAUGGAGCAAGCUUUUGUUUAAAAAAAAAGAGAGACCAAUAACGUUUCUUUAGUCAUGUGCUUAGUUAUACACAAGAUACACACAUAUUUGGUGUGUGUUUUUCUUCAAGAAACAACAAACACCACUUGAACAAUUAAACUGCAUGUAGCGACACUGACUCUUUGUCACCCCCUCUGGUGUACAACUGUACUACACAACAGGCAAUCCUUAUAAAAUGCUAUUCAAUUGAUAUUAAAUUGCAGAAAUUUUUGCAUGAGAAUGAAAUAGAGGGGAAAAAUGAAAAUGGGUAAAAAUUUACCGUAAAUCUAUAACAGGGUUUUUGAAAAUGUAUUUGAGCCUGUGAAUAUUCUCAUUCAUCCAGGUCAUCGUAUUCUCAGGGCAUUCAAUCAAUUGCAACUGGACAGGAUGUCAGGAUGUCUAAGAAGAUGUUUCACCUCUCAACCAAGCGGGCUUCAUCAGUUCACGGUCAAAGACUAGGUGGGACACACACCAGUCAGACUAGAUAGGACAGCUCUUGGGGCAAGAGUCAAUCUAUUUAUCCUCUAAAGGAGGAGGCAUGUCCGGACAGGAAUGUUAGAGUCUAAAUGGCCGAGCCUUUCAGGACGGGAUGAAAGAACAGCAUUGUAUGUGGGAGAAAGGUGGUGUCGCUGACCCACCCCCCUCUGUUUAGAGAUGGCUUCCCUCACUCCUCUUUCAGACCAUCUGUCUUCUCUGUCCACAUGUCCAGAAUGUGUACAUUUUUGUCCUCACAAGAGUGUUCUUUCUCUUUGAGAUGCAUGCAGACAGCAGAGUCUUGACCUGAAGAAUUAGCCCGUCCGUGUUGUGCCAUGCGCCUACUCAGCGGAUGCUUGGUUUCCCCAAUGUCAAAAUCGGUGCGUUCCUCACUGCAAUGGACAGCACAAACCAAAUCGUUUGUCUGGGUAUUGGGUGUCCUGUCUUUGGAGUGUACCAAUCUCUGUCUCAAAGUGUUUGAAGAGUACUGGUCCUGUAUGUUGUGUUUAUUCAAAAUCCUUCAGGUAGGCCUGAGACAUACGGCGAUGUUAUUGCGUCUGCUUUUCUUUUCUUUCCUCGUCCACCUUGAUUUUGUUCUUUCUGGAACGAGGUGCACUUUUUAAAACGACCAGCUGGGGUAACCACGGGUUUUGGCCUGUGGGCCAGUGGGAACAUUAUCAGCUCUGUGUUGUAGGGUUCUGAUAACACCUGCUUUGUGUUCCAUUGGGUGGUAUGAGUCAAAAAGUAGGUAUUGGUCAGCGUGUGGGGGUUUCCUGUAAACACCGACAUGGAGGCCCCCGUCUUCUGCAACGUGCACGUCACAGUCCAAAAAAGCCAACUUUGUGUCUUUGACAUCCUCACGUGUGAACGUGAUGUUUUGUCCACUGUCUUAAUGUGCUCGGUGAAAGCUAGCACUUCUUGGCUUCUAAUUUUGAGCCAUGUGUCAUCCAUAAACAUGCACCAAUGACUUGGUGCUGUUCCCUUAAAGGAGUUCAGAGCCCUCCUUUCCAUGUCCUCCAUGUAGAGGUUGGCCAUCACCAUCACUGGUGACCCCGUAGCACGACCGUGCUUUUGUCUGUAAAAAGUUGCCAUGAAUUCAAAAUAUGUGUUAUUGAGGCAAAGUUUCAUCAAAUGACAGAUUUGUUCUGGGUUGAGUGUGGAUCGAUACUGGAAGGUGUGGUAAAGGUGUAAAUGUUGCCUCACAGUUUCCACUGCAUCCUGGGUUGGAAUACAGGUGAACAGGGAGGUGACGUCAAAUGAAACCAUCAUGUCAUUUUUGUCCACUUUUAAGUGUCUGAUUUUCUUGACAAAGUCCAUUGAGUUUUAGACGUGAUGUGGUGUUUAGCCCACUGGGGGUGCUAAGAUGGUGGCCACAUACUUAACAAUAUUGCAAAUUACACAGUUAAUGCUGCUGACAAUGGGUCUGAGGGGGGGCCCUUCUUUGUGUAUUUUCAAAAGAGCAUACGACCAUCGUUGGCGGGCAGAGGCCCCAUUCCAGUGUGUCCUAACGAUCGUCAUUUGACACCACUAAAGAGCCAACCAUUCCUGUCUGGGCCUUUAAGGAUAAAUAGACGGGAUCUUGCACCAGGCUCUCAGACUGGAGCUGUCCUAUCUAGUCUGACUGGUGUGUGGUCCCACCGAGUCUUUCCGCAUGCACUGAUGAAGCCUGCUCGGAUGAGAGGUGAAACGUCUUCUAAUACAAGCUGAACACAAUUUUGAUGGAAAUAACCAGCUUUUAUGCAAAUUUUCUAGCCUGAGAAUUAAUCUAUUGUGCAUCUAUUGAGCCCGCAGCCACCUCCAUGCAAUAAAAUCUAUUUAUUCUAUUCAAUAUUCAAAUUUUUUUAAACUGUAUUUCAGUAGACUUCACAAAUAAAACAGUUUUUAUUAUAUUCAACUUUCAAAUGUAAUUCACAUUCAUUCUAAUUGAAAGCAUCCAAUGUUGAAGAUAUGUCAAAUUCCCAUGGAUGGGAAUGGAAUUUCACAAAUAUUUCCAGAAAUGUACUAGCAUUUUUUUCUUUUACAUGCAAAAUAGUUUGUUUUCUUCCAAUCCAAGUUAGGAGACAUUAAAUUCAUUCAUGUUUUCCAAUGAUUACCACCAAAACAGGCAAAACUCCCCCUAAUAAAAUAAAGUCCAUGUCUUGUUACAUUAACUACAUUGAAAAACAAGGAUAUUUAAUCCAUAUCAAAACGGAAAAAAAUCCCCCGUGUCAAUAAGAAUGUGUGAAACUCACUUUAAUGUCAAACCUGGACUGAAAAUAAU
Dunckerocampus dactyliophorus (ringed pipefish) is the source of this 4977-nucleotide messenger RNA. It is a transcript of the gene gfra1b, whose product is annotated as gdnf family receptor alpha 1b. Gene Ontology annotation, biological process: nervous system development. Gene Ontology annotation, cellular component: signaling receptor complex; external side of plasma membrane. The record is from RefSeq and is a predicted model, not a curated record. Bases 420 to 1838 code for a protein of 472 amino acids. Gene Ontology annotation, molecular function: signaling receptor activity. NCBI's taxonomy places the organism in Eukaryota, Metazoa, Chordata, Actinopteri, Syngnathiformes, Syngnathidae. The transcript is spliced from 10 exons.